Messenger RNA from Cololabis saira (Pacific saury), 4350 nucleotides. RefSeq names its product fibulin-2-like. Gene Ontology annotation, molecular function: calcium ion binding. The coding region runs from base 165 to 3797 and encodes 1210 amino acids. The record is from RefSeq and is a predicted model, not a curated record. Gene Ontology annotation, cellular component: extracellular region. The transcript is spliced from 17 exons. Lineage: Eukaryota; Metazoa; Chordata; Actinopteri; Beloniformes; Belonidae.
GUCAAGUGUGCAAACUUUCCCCCCGCAAGUCGCAGCAAAAGGCUCCGGAGCGCCGCAGGAGCAGCAGCGGGACCAGAGGCUAAAAGAAAAUACAUCCCAUCUGGUCUAAAAUUCAACUUGAGGAGACUCUUGAAGAGCAGUUUUUCUUUCUUUUUUUAAGCAAAAUGAACAUUUUCAGGGAAACAUUGUUUUUCUAUUGGAUGCUUUUGUGCGUGGACUUCUGCCUAAGCCAGAAAGACUGCACAGGUGUAGACUGUCCAGUCCUGCAGAACUGCAUCGACACAGUUUUAGAGACAGGUUCCUGCUGUCCCAAAUGCGCACAAAAGGGCUGCAACUGUGAAGGGUACCAGCUCUAUGACUGCGACCAAGCAGGCUUUGAGGAAGGGAAAGUCCCGGAAGGGGAAUCCUAUUUUGUGGAUUUCGGAAGCACCGAAUGCUCCUGUCCCCAGGGAGGAGGGAGGAUAAUCUGUCAUUUUAUUCUGUGCCCUGAAAUUCCCGCUAACUGCAUUGAGGUUUUACAACCAGCGGAUGGAUGUAUGCAGUGUGGGCGUGUUGGCUGCAUCGAUGGCGAUCAGAAGUAUGAGGCUGGAUACACAUUUCAGAUGGACCACUGCCAGGUUUGCCACUGUCCAGAUGUAGGUGGCAGGUUAAUGUGCUCAGCCAUCCCUGGCUGUGACCUUCAUAGUGAUAAGAACCCAAUGUGGGCAACAUCUACGGAAGGGAACAGCCCUUUGAGAGAGAUUAGCAGCAGCCGUGACACCCAACAAACAAGUCAUGUAGAGCCGUUUUCCAAGCUUGCAUUGGGAAACACUCUUCCACUGUAUAAGCAGGACCCACCCAGUUCUGGCUCAAAUGAUCAUGACUACACACUGGCAGAACCGACGUCUUCCACUAAUCAAAAUCUGGCCCAACCGCUGGAAUCUGCUACACCACCUCUAGUUUAUCCAGAGUCAAGCUCUGCUACCACCUUCUCUCAUGACAUCAGGAGACACGAGCAGAUGCAAACUCAAAAAAACCUAAAUCCAACGAGUAGCAGUGAGAAUGAGCUUGUACAAAACACGAGACCAGCCACCACAGGGGCUAGCAGCAAAGUUCAAACAUUGUUAUCAACCGCAGCCACGCAGAGAGUGAAGACAGAGAUCCACAGUCCACAACAGGAAACUGGAGAAGGGACCAUGAGAGCCAACACUGACGGAAGCAGAGUGGUGCAGGAAACUUUAAAAGACACAACAAAUACUCCCCGUACCAACAUUGGAGUCCGACACCCGCACAAACACAGCCAGAGCAGUCAUACCAGGAACCAUGGCCGCUCUCAAUCUGUCAACCACCCAGGACAUGAGAAAGAGUCCAUAAAGCCCGGGAACCCCCUUGGCAAAGAAGAACCGAGUUCAUUACCCACAAUCCUGUUCAGUCCCACCAGCAGAACUCCAAUAACCGUGAGGGAGGACAACACGGGGCCUCAAGUACAACCUGAAAACCUCCUCUACGAACUGACUGAGGUGCCAGGAGAACCAAAAGGGUCUGACAAAGAGCUGGUGAAGCUCUGCUGUGAGAGUGGACAAAAAUGGGCUUCAGCUAAUGGACACUGCAGCAGCAUGGAGCCACUAACAAAAGACAGGCGCUCUAUUUGCUGGUCUGCCCAACAACAGUGCUGCCUCGGUUCCCUGAGAGAGAGCCGAUGCUCAGCUGGAAUCAAUGCAGCCAGAGCAGGAAGUUCAUGUGAAGAGGACGCCAGCGCUGAAUGUGGAGUUGAUUCUUACAAGGAGUGCUGUGGCUGCUGCUCUCUCGGGCUGCAGUUCCGCAAAGAGGGGCAUCUCUGCGAAGCCCACCAGCAUCUAGGUUUCUACUGCCAGCACAUCUUUCUCACCUGCUGUGAGGGGAAGGAGCGUGAGGAGGGGAAGGAGGGGAAGGAGAGGAAGCACACAGUCAGAGAGAAGCCUACUUUGGACUCCACUCCACUGCCUAGAAAAGUGUCAGACAGCCCGUAUCCUAAAGAGGCCUUCUCCAUUGGCGAGGAGCAGGGAGGGGAGAACGCAGUGGAGGACCAGUUGGAAAUGGAAGACAUGGAUGAGUGCUUGAUAUAUGAGGGCAACGUCUGCCACCAAAGAUGCAUUAACACACCUGGCUCUUUCCGCUGCGAGUGCUUCCCUGGGUACGUGCUGCAGGAUGACGGCUUCACUUGCUUACAAGAGACGGUGGAUGAGCAGAACCAAGUGAGAGAGACCGACAGAGUUGCAGUGGAAACGACCUCACCGAGUCCACCUCCCACCCAGGCCGCCGUUCCAACCAACCCCUGUGAAGGAAAUGGCAUCUGCGAGCAACAGUGCACCCCGGUGGCCGGUCGGCCCUUGUGCUCCUGUUCGACAGGAUUUGCCCUCAGAGCUGAUGGACGCUCUUGUGAAGACAUAAACGAGUGUUUGUCUGCACGUGCCUGCCAGCCCAACGAGCGCUGCACUAAUACUGCAGGGAGUUAUGUCUGUCGGAGGCUGAUCACAUGUCCCCCCGGAUACCUGAUCAACAACGGUGCUUGUGAAGACAUCAAUGAGUGUGUGCAGGGAAGUAAUAACUGUGAAUCCGGCUUUGAGUGUGUGAAUACUGAGGGCUCGUUCAGGUGCAACCCCAAACCACAAUGUCCUGUAGGCUUCAGCAAGGACGCACAGGGCAACUGUUUAGAUGUUGAUGAGUGUGGUGCUUUGACCCAGCCUUGCAGACCAGGAUUCACCUGCAUCAACACAGUGGGAUCGUACAUGUGCAACAAGAUGAUAGCAUGUGGCCGUGGCUAUCACGCCAAUGCUGACGGAUCCAGAUGUGUUGAUGUCAAUGAAUGUGAAAGCAGCCUGCAGCAGUGUGGAGAGGGUCAGCUGUGCCACAAUUUGCCUGGUUCCUAUCGCUGCGAGUGCCAGACAGGGUACCAGUAUGACUCAUUCAGGAAGACGUGUGUAGAUGUAGACGAGUGUUGGCGCUACCCAGGCCGCCUUUGUGCCCAGACCUGUGAGAACACCCCAGGCUCCUACAAAUGCUCAUGUACCACUGGUUUCCGCUUAUCUGGUGAUGGCAAGAACUGUGAAGAUGUGAAUGAGUGUCUGACCAGCCGGUGCAGUCAGGAGUGUGCCAACAUCUACGGCUCCUACCAGUGCUACUGUAGAAAGGGCUACUACCUAGGGGAGGAUGGGCGCACCUGUGAAGACAUUGAUGAGUGUUCCCAAAGCACUGGCCAUCUGUGCACCUACAAGUGUGUGAACGUUCCCGGCAGUUACCAGUGCACUUGUCCUGAACUCGGCUACACCAUGUCUGCAAACGAACGAUCUUGCACAGAUAUUGAUGAGUGUGCCACGGGGGCCCACAACUGUUCUCUAGCGGACACUUGCUACAACAUCCAAGGAGACUAUCGCUGUCUUUCCCUGAACUGUCCGCCAAACUACCGCAAAGUGUCCGAUACGCGCUGCGAGCGGAUCAGCUGCCCCAACUACCUGCAGUGUCAAAACUCUCCUCUGAGAAUUACAUACUACUACCUCAGCUUCCAGUCCAACAUCAUCAUCCCUGCUCAGAUCUUUCGCAUCGGGCCGUCUCCCGCCUACUCAGGAGACAAUGUUAUUGUCACCAUCAUGGACGGAAACGAGGAGAACUACUUUAGCACAAGGAAGCUGAACGCGUACACGGGUGCGGUGUACCUGCAGCGACAGGUUCAGGGUCCAAGGGAUUUCCUAAUCACCGUAGAGAUGAAGCUUUGGAGACAGGGGACUUUCACCACUUUCCAGGCAAAGAUCUAUGUGUUCAUAACAGCUAACCUGCUCUAACAGCUGCUGGGCUGGCACAUCUCAUGAGGACGUUUCCAAUCGCUAUUUAACAACUCAUCACAACGCUCACUGUCGUGAGAAAUUUGAACAGCUGAUUCUGCUUAAAUAAAACAUUACUGUAAGUGAAAUAUUUCAUUAUUUAGUCAGAAGCUGUUGUUUUUUUUCUCAGACCGCAGAUGAUUCAAUGAGAGGUCAAUGAUGUUCCCACAAAAAAUAAAACGUUUUGACAUAAUUAGAUGUAUUUAAGACAUAAAAGCAGUCGUUACAUUUCCUCAUCUACAGCUCUGAUCCUACUUCUGUCACAUUUGUACUUGGACGCCUGCCAUUAAAGCAGAUGUUUUUUUAAUUAUAGGAAAGAAAUGUUAUAUAUCGUACUUCUUUUAACCUGCACUUCUGCUUUAGUUUUUUUUUUCCUUUUAAUUAUUUCACACUAAUUUAAUGUUACUCCAAGUGUAUGGUGUAUUUCUUUAUCCCAGUAUGAGACAUAUUAUGGAUGGAUGUACAAUAUUUUUUUUGCUGGAUUCAUAUAGCAGUUAAGUAUUUUAGUAAAAUA